Leptonychotes weddellii (Weddell seal) is the source of this 3027-nucleotide messenger RNA. NCBI's taxonomy places the organism in Eukaryota, Metazoa, Chordata, Mammalia, Carnivora, Phocidae. The record is from RefSeq and is a predicted model, not a curated record.
AGGGUCUCCGUUGGAGCUGAUGUUUGUUAAAAUACAGCACUCGCGGUUUCUCUUAGAGGGUUGGACUUGUCAGCAGCAGAAACUUAGUGUUUCUUUUGUGACUUGAGAGUCAUCUUGUCCCCAUUCCACUUGCUCUGUAGCACCUACACCGUGGCCCCGGCAUGUGACCCUUAGUGAGACCAAAACAUAAGCGAACCAGCAGUGGUCCUUGGUCCGUCUUUUAUCACAUGGGGGGCGGGGAGAGGUGUUUUGCUUUUGGUCUGGUGGUCCUAUGUCCCGUUCUUAGGGCUGGUCUCAGGCCUGCAUGGCUCUUAUGUACUUAAUUUCUCAUCUAACAUGAACUAGUUUUUACCACAUGUCAGCAAGUCUGGCUUUUAAAUUGAAAUUGUGGGAAAAAGCGAAAAAGACAGGAUCACUAAAGAUAGCAAAUGAUAAAGACUCUGGUAACAACAAUUAACAUAGUGGCAUUUUACCAUUUACUACAUUAUGUUGUUUAAAUAUCAGUGCAGUUGUGAAGUAGAUAUUAUCCCUUUAUUCGUUCAGUGCGACAUGCAGCCAGGCACAAUCCUAGGCCCUGGAUCAAGAUCAAGAUCAAACUCUCUCCUGGAGUUUAUGUUUUAGUUGGAGGACACAAAUUAAGAAUUUCUAAUAGUGGUAAAUGCUAUGAAGAAAGUGAAACGUGUUAAUGGGACAGAGUGCAGAAAACAGGGAAGGUAUGCAGAGCGGGAAACCAAAUGGGCUAGGAUGGUCAGGGAAGUCCUCUGAUAGUGACUAGUGACAGUUAAGCUGAAGCCUGAGUGACAAAAAGGAGCCAGCCAAGUGCAGAUUUGGAAGAAAGUAUUCCCAGCAGGGGCCACAGUAGGUGCAAAGGCUAUGAAAUGGGAACACAAUUGUUUUGUUGGAGAAAUGGAAAGUUCGGGAGAGCAAAUGGGAGAGCAGUUAAAGAGGUUAGGAAGGUAGGCAGAUACCAUGGAGGAAAACCAGGCCCAUAAAGGCCAAAGGAAUUGUACAGUGUCAAGUACUUAGUGAAUCUCAGAGCUGUGGCUUCCAAGUCCCAUCCUCUUUUCAUUGCAUUGUGCUGUGUUUUCCUAGGAAGUCUAGGACACAAGCAGAAGAUAUGAAAACAAGGCUGGCAGCUUCAUCACCGGAAUUGAUGUCACCUCCAAGGAAGCAAUUGAAAAGAAAGAACAGCGAGCCAAGCGCUUCCAUUUUCGAUCAGAAGUAAAUCUUGCCCAAAGAAAUGUAGCCUUGGACCGAGACAUGAUGAAGAAAGCAAUCCCCAAAGUGAGACUGGAGACAAUCUACAUUUGUGGAGUAGAUGAGAUGAGUACCCAGGAUAUCUUUUCCUAUUUUAAAGAAUAUCCUCCUGCUCACAUUGAAUGGCUGGAUGAUACCUCCUGUAAUGUGGUUUGGCUGGAUGAAAUGACAGCCACACGAGCCCUUAUCAAUAUGAGCUCUCUGCCAGCCCUGGACAAGAUAAGAAGCAGGGAUGCCAAUGAGGACAGGUCAUCUGAGAAAAGUAAAAAAGACAAGCAGGAAGACAGUUCAGAUGAUGAUGAGGCUGAAGAAGGAGAAGUUGAAGAUGAGAACUCAAGUGAUAUAGAGUUGGACACAUUGUCUCAAGUAGAAGAAGAGUCUCUGCUAAGAAAUGAUCUUCGUCCAGCUAACAAACUUGCUAAAGGAAAUAGGUUAUUCAUGAGAUUUGCUACAAAAGAUGACAAAAAGGAACUUGGAGCAGCCAGAAGAAGUCAGUAUUACAUGAAAUAUGGGAAUCCAAAUUACGGAGGCAUGAAAGGAAUUCUUAGUAAUUCUUGGAAGCGAAGAUAUCAUUCCCGUCGCAUUCAGCGGGAUGUGAUCAAGAAGAGAGCCCUGAUUGGGGAUGACGUUGGCUUGACGUCCUAUAAACACCGACAUUCCGGACUAGUACAUGUUCCAGAGGAACCCAUUGAAGAGGAAGAAGAGGAGGAGGCAGAGGAGGACCAGGACAUGGAUGCAGAUGACAGGGUGGUGGUGGAGUACCACGAGGAGCUGCCAGCUCUCAAGCAGCCCCGGGAGCGGAGCACCUCUGGGCAGUCCAGUGCCAGUAGUUCAGACUCCGAUGAAAUGGACUAUGACCUAGAAUUGAAAAUGAUUUCCACUCCUUCACCAAAGAAAAGCAUGAAAAUGACCAUGUAUGCUGAUGAAGUGGAAUCCCAGUUGAAAAAUAUUAGGAACUCCAUGAGGGCAGAUACUGUAUCCACAAGCAAUAUCAAAAACCGAAUUGGUAACAAAUUACCAACUGAGAAAUUUGUAGAUGUCCGACAUCUGUUAGAUGAAAAACGUCAGCACACACGUCUACGGCCACCAGGCAGCAAUACUAAGUCAGAUAUACGCCAGCGGUUAGGAAAAAGACCAUAUUCUCCAGAAAAGGCUUUUGGUAGUAACCCAGUCUUUCGGAGAGAGCCUUUUUCUGAUGUACAUAGUAGGCUGGGUGUUCCCAGGCAAGACAUUAAAGGCCUCUACUCUGAUACUCGGGAGAAGAAAUCAGGUAGUUUAUGGACGCGCUUAGGAUCUGCACCCAAGACCAAAGAAAAGAACACGAAGAAGGUGGAUCACAGGGCGCCAGGCACUGAGGAAGAUGACUCUGAGCUGCAAAGGGCAUGGGGGGCUCUGAUAAAGGAGAAAGAACAGUCUCGCCAAAAGAAGAGCCGCUGUUACCAGCACCCUUUUCCCAAGAAAAGUCAAUUCCCAGGUGCUUAUUGGACAGCCUUCGAGGGGGAAGAUGAGGGAAGCUGCCAGCUCACCCUUCCAGGACCCUAGUGUGGGGGCCGGAUCUCAUGGACCUGACCUCAGAGGUGCACCGGUGCCGCCCAGGUAGAUAAGAGAUGCAGCAUCGAUCGUGCUUCCGUUCCUCCCUGGGGAGUUCUGCUAGGGGCAUCUUAGCAAUCAGCUUGAAGUGAAGAUCAAGUUCAGUGCUGUGGGAUUUUUAGGAACAAAAAACUGUGACUUCUGGAUUUGGGUGGAUUUUUGUGCUGAGGUGGGGUCAUG